CCUGCACGUGGCUCUGUGCCUGGCUUGGUCCCCGCCGUGACACUCAGCAAGUGCACUCCGGGGUACAUCAGGUUGGGGUGACACCAUGCCCACGGGGGACAGCUGUGUGUGAACGUCACCUUCAGCUGCGCUCAUCAGAGCCCACAGCCUUCUAGAUCCACCGGGCGGAGAUACGCGGGGCACGGAGAAGCGCACGGUCCUGGCUGGUCCCAUGGACGCCCACUCAGCUGCACAGAGCAGCCAACCACUGGCCCCGCCUGAGGAAGAAGAGGACCCCAACUUUUGGAACCAAAAGGCCAAGGAGGCCCUGGCCACUGCCAGGACGCUACUGCCUAGCCAGACGGCCGCCAAGAACCUCAUCUUCUUCCUGGGAGACGGGAUGGGGGUUUCCACGGUGACGGCCGCACGGAUCCUGAAGGGGCAGAUGACUGGCAACCUGGGACCUGAGACACCCCUGGCCAUGGACCACUUCCCCUACCUGGCUCUGUCCAAGACAUACAGCGUGGACAGACAGGUGCCCGACAGCGCUGGCACAGCCACAGCCUACUUGUGCGGGGUCAAGGCUAACUACAGGACUAUCGGCCUGAGCGCAGCCGCCCGCUACGACCAGUGCAACACAACCUGGGGCAACGAGGUGCUCUCGGUGAUGUACAGGGCCAAGAAGGCAGGGAAGUCCGUGGGGGUGGUGACCACCACACGGGUGCAGCACGCCUCGCCAGCGGGCACCUACGCACACACGGUGAACCGCGACUGGUACUCGGACGCCGACAUGCCUGCCUCGGCGCGGCAGGAGGGCUGCCAGGACAUCGCCAUGCAGCUCAUCUCCAACAUGGACAUCGACGUGAUCCUGGGUGGGGGCCGCAAGUACAUGUUUCCCAGGGGGACCCCUGACCCUGAGUACCCAACUGACUCCAGCCAGACCGGGACCAGGUUGGAUGGGCGGAACCUGGUGGAGGAGUGGCUGACAAAGCACCAGGGGGCCCGGUACGUGUGGAACCGUGCAGAGCUCCUGCAGGCGACUCAGGAUUCCAGCGUGACACACCUCAUGGGCCUCUUUGAGCCCUGGGACAUGAAAUAUGAGACCGAGCGAGACCCUGAGCAGGACCCCUCCCUGUUGGAGAUGACCGAGGCCGCACUGCACCUGCUGAACCGGAACCCCUGCGGCUUCUACCUCUUCGUGGAGGGGGGCCGCAUCGAUCACGGUCACCACGCAAGCAAUGCUUUUCGGGCGCUCACUGAGACCAUCAUGUUCGACUCUGCCAUUGAGAGGGCGGGCCAGCUCACCAGCGAGCAGGACACGCUGACCCUGGUCACCGCCGACCACUCCCACGUCUUCAGCUUCGGGGGCUACACACUGAGGGGCAGCUCCAUCUUCGGGCUGGCCCAGGGCAAGGCCCAGGACGGCAAGAACUACACCUCCAUCCUGUAUGGCAACGGCCCAGGCUAUGCGGUGAGAGGCGGCAGCCGCAGGGACGUGAACGAGAGCCAGAGCAGGGACCCCGAGUACCUGCAGCAGUCAGCCGUGCCCCUGUCGUCAGAGACCCACGCCGGCGAGGACGUGGCUGUGCUGGCGUGCGGGCCGCAGGCGCACCUGGUGCAUGGUGUGCAGGAGCAGAGCUACCUCGCCCAUGUCAUGGCCUUCGCCGCCUGCCUGGAGCCCUACACCGACUGUGCCCUGCUGCCCCCCGGCGGCCACACCAACUCCGCCAGCCCGGGGCCAGCCGCGGGACCCUGGCUUCUGAUGCUGGCGGGGAUGUUGCUGCAGCUGUUCCUGCUGGGGGCGGCGGCGCCCUGACCCGCCUGGCUCCCACCACAGGGUCCAGUGCGGGGCUCCUGCGCCCACCCCCCAAGGGGUUCCCUCCUGGGCCACCAGGAUGUCCUCAGUCCUGUCCCUGCCUGGCCUGCCACCUCCGGGCCCCUCCCACAC
Messenger RNA from Lepus europaeus (European hare), 1927 nucleotides. RefSeq names its product intestinal-type alkaline phosphatase-like. The coding region runs from base 212 to 1795 and encodes 527 amino acids. The record is from RefSeq and is a predicted model, not a curated record. Lineage: Eukaryota; Metazoa; Chordata; Mammalia; Lagomorpha; Leporidae. The transcript is spliced from 11 exons. Gene Ontology annotation, biological process: dephosphorylation. Gene Ontology annotation, molecular function: alkaline phosphatase activity. Gene Ontology annotation, cellular component: plasma membrane.